Ilex paraguariensis (yerba mate) is the source of this 3352-nucleotide messenger RNA. NCBI's taxonomy places the organism in Eukaryota, Viridiplantae, Streptophyta, Magnoliopsida, Aquifoliales, Aquifoliaceae. The record is from the annotation of a GenBank genome assembly.
AUGGUAGGUGAUGGGAUCCUGGGAGUGAGAGGCGUCGAAGCAACCAAACCAGCUAAUGCAAGCACGAGAGAUAGAAAAAGGUGGUUGAAGAGGAGAGAGAGAUGGCUGGUGGUACUUGGUGUGGUUCUACACGCCGUGUACAUGCUUAGCAUUUUCGACAUUUACUUCAAGACCCCCAUCGUACAUGGAAUGGACCCUGUCUAUCCUCGCUUCUCCGGGCCCGCUAGGCGCCUUGUGCUCCUUGUUGGUACUCACACACACCUCCUGUUUGAUGAUUUGUCACUCAACAAAUCUAGCAUACCCCUUUGCCUCACUUGGCCCGUAAUUUUGGCUUUGUCUUUACUAAGCAUUGUCAAAUACCUUACAAAUGGGGCCUGUCAUUGCCUAGAUGCCUUGAGGAACUUCUCAGCCGAUGGUUUGCGGGCGGAUAAGUUUUUUGAGCCUGAUUCGAGAGGAAAUUACAGAGCGCCAUUUCUAAGAAGUAUUAUUAAAGGUCAAGGUCGAUGGGGAGUAUCUCACGCCCGUCCUCCAACGGAAUCGCGGCCUGGACAUGUUGCUAUAAUUGCUGGCUUCUAUGAGGAUCCUAGUGCAGUUACAAAAGGAUGGAAAGCAAAUCCAGUGGAGUUUGAUUCAGUAUUUAAUCGAAGCCGGCAUACAUUUUCUUUUGGUAGCCCAGAUAUUGUUCCGAUAUUCUGUGGUGCUUUGCCUCAUAGCACUUGGAAUACCUAUCCUCAUGAAUUUGAAGAUUUUGCAACUGAUGCAUCUUUUUUGGAUGAGUGGUCUUUUGAUCAAUUCCAGAGCCUUUUGAAUAGGUCCAAUGAAGACCCCAAAUUGGAGCGGCUACUUCUAGAAGAUAAUCUUGUUAUAUUUCUACACCUACUUGGUUGUGAUUCAAAUGGUCAUGCUCAUCGGCCUUAUUCAUCCAUAUAUCUCAAUAAUGUUAAGGUUGUUGACCGGAUUGCUGAGAAGGUUUACAAUCUUGUUCAAAGUUAUUUCAAGGAUGAUCGAACAGCAUAUAUAUUUACAGCUGACCAUGGAAUGAGUGACAAAGGAAGUCAUGGAGACGGGCAUCCUUCAAACACCGAUACUCCCCUUGUUGCCUGGGGAGCAGGUGUUAAACAUCCCAUGCCAACUUCCAGCAGCUACCAUUCUAACAAUGUUGUUCGCUUUGUUGAUGAACAUAUGCAUGACACUCCAACGCCUAUAGAAUGGGGCCUCAAUGGCAUUGAAAGGGUGGAUGUUAAUCAAGCCGAUAUUGCACCCUUGAUGUCAACUCUUCUUGGUUUGCCUUGUCCUAUUAACUCUGUUGGAAAUUUGCCCCUUGGUUACAUUGAUUUUAAUGAGGCAGAAGAAGUUGAAGCAGUGCUAGCAAAUACAAAGCAAAUUCUCAACCAGUUUCUGCGCAAGUCACAGUUAAAGCAAUCGAGUUCAUUACAUUUCAAGCCUUUCAAACCACUUACCAAUUAUUCUUCAGUUUUGGAUCAAAUUGAAUAUCUGAUAUCUAUCAGAGACUAUGAAGCUGCAAUGAAUUUAUCCGAAAAUCUCAGAAGCUUGACCCUGGAAGGACUUAACUAUUUUCAAACUUAUGAUUGGAUGAUGCUGAUGACUGUAAUUACUCUUGGCUACAUUGGUUGGAUGGUUUAUCUUGUGCUUCAUGUUUUGCAAUCUUAUACCUCUUUGCCAAGAAAGAUCUUCAGAAAGGAACAAGUGAGUCACCUGAGAAACAAUAUUGGAAAGGUACACCUCUGUGGAUGUCUAUUAAUGGGCCUAGUCUGUAUUCUACUGUUUUUGGAGCGCUCUCCUCCCCUUUAUCAUGCAUACACUGCAAUGACAGUAUUCCUCUGGACUCAAAUAUUGAGUGAAUAUCAGUUCAUUGAAGCAUUAUGGAAAGAUUUUCAUGGGAAAGAAUCUUACUGCAUCAUUAAAUUAAUAGCGACUUGUAUUGUGGCAGUUUUCAUACUGGAAUUCCUGGUGAAAAGCUUCACUGAGCGGCAACUCUACACUUGGUGUUUCUUGAUUGUAGGGAUCGCUGCUACCAUUUAUCUCCUUUACUCAAUUCCAUGGACAUCAAGAAUACCAAUCUUUGUGUGGCUAGCAUGUUGGUUUUUGUCUAUUUUUACUUUGAUGCCCGCAGAAAUUCCUGAUAAUACUCUGCUAGUAAAUGCUAGUGGCCUUAUGAUUAUUGUGGUUGGAGGAGUUGCGAGGUAUCUGGAUCUGCACACUGAAGACAACAAAUAUUGGCUUAGUCUCCUUACUAGUGACAGGAAGAAACCUAGGUUACCUCUGCUCUUUUACUUGCAGGUGCUCUUGGUGGGGCUAUCUUCAGUGAUGGUGUCGUUGUCAACAUCUCAUAGAACAGAAAAGCAAGAACUUCUUGCAUUUCACCAACUCAUAAACUGGUGCAUUGCUGGUUUUUCAAUGGUUCUGCCACUGUUCUCAUCAACUGGACUCUUGUCCCGCCUUACUUCCAUAUUUCUUGGUUUUGGACCUGCAUUCUUACUUCUAUCAAUUGGAUAUGAAGCUGUCUUCUAUUGCGCUCUUGCCCUUGCACUUAUGGCAUGGAUACUGUUUGAGAAUGCACUUCUCUAUAUGAGUAAGGUGAACAUGUAUUCAAGUUCCAUUAAAUCUGUGGAGGAUAACAUAAUUCUUGAAAGUGAUGAUAGAUGCCUGCAAUUAUCUGACAUGAGAACUCCAUUGACCUUUAUGGUCUUCUUUAACAUCGCAUUUUUUGGAACUGGGAACUUUGCAAGUAUUGCAAGCUUUGAGAUUUCAUCUGUUUAUCGGUUCAUCACAAUCUUCAGCCCAUUUCUGAUGGCAGCGUUACUUAUUUUCAAAUUAUUUAUACCAUUCAUGCUUGUGAUAUGCUCAUUUAGUGCUAUAACGAAAUUAAACCGACUUCCAUUGUUGGGAUGCUAUUUUCUCGUUAUAUUAUGUUCAGACGUAAUGACAAUCCAUUUCUUCUUCCUGGUACGAAAUACAGGAAGCUGGAUGGAAAUUGGUAACAGCAUCAGCCAUUUCGGAAUUAUGAGCGCCCAAGUCGUGUUUGUCCUGUUGCUUUUUGCCCUCACAAAUAUAUACACUAAAGACAUCCAAACUAGAUCAGCUCGGCAGUUUUCUCGAAAAGCAAUGUGAUUCAUAUGAAGUUUGAUUUCACCCUAGUCCAUCAAAGGUGAGCUUAUACAUUGUCAAGGCGGCUUAUCUAGGUACUAGCACAUUUUUCUCAUUUUCCCAUGUUAUAUCUUUGUAUAUCUUCAUGCAACAGUUAUUAUUGCUAUGUAUCAACGAUUCUUUUGACUCAUUUAUUUGACCACUGAACCAGCCCUGCGGGUUUGUUUUCCUAAUCCAUAAGAAC